AGGUACUGUUCAAUAUUCAUCUCAACUAACAGGAUUCACUGAUUUGAGAGGGAGAGAUCGGCCAACUGCGCCGUGACAACGAACAAGGGUUGACUGGAGGAUGGCCAACUUCAAGGGACAUGCCCUUCCUGGCAGCUGCUUUCUGCUGUUAGGCCUGUGUUGGUCAGUGAUGUACCCUCUCCGACACUGCUGGAGGAGGCAUCAGCCUAAAGGAAGACAAAAACUGCCCCUGUUCUUUAACAGAAUAGACUUAAUCGAGGGGGCACUCAUGGUUUUCUUUGCCUUUGUGGGCAUCAUGGCAGAGCAGUUUGUGCCUGAUGGGCCCCAUGCCCACCUGUACAACAGAGAGACCCAGUCCUGGGUGAAGCUGAUGAACUGGCAGCACAGCACUAUGUACCUCUUCUUCAGUAUCGCUGGAGUUGUUAAAGUCCUCACUAUGUCAUCGCUUCCAGUCCCACUUGGUCUUGACCGCCUUGCUCUCUCCCUGGCUUUUUUUAUUGAAGGGCUCCUGUUUUACUUCCAUGUGCACAUGCGCCCUCCUCUGGAUACCCACAUCCACUCCAUGCUGUUUGUGCCGGUGUUUGGUGGGGCGGCCAUCACCCUGUUGGAGGUGUUCAUGCGAGAUAACAUCGUACUGGAACUGCUCAGGACCAGCAUGACCAUCCUGCAAGGCUCCUGGUUCUUUCAGAUUGGAUUCGUGCUGUACCCAUUAAACGGAGUACAGUGGGAUCUGCAGGCACACGAUAACACCAUGUUCAUCACCAUGUGCUUCUGCUGGCAUUUAGCUGUGGCCCUGCUCAUCGUUGGUAUCAACUACUGGAUGGGCUGGUGCUGUGUACAAAGAUGUUCAGGAAGAGGAAGUGACAUAGAGAUCAUGAUGAGAAAGACAUCUAGCUCCCAGAAGGCUCUGCUACAGGAGUCAGAUGAAGAGUAGACAGAUGCAUUAUGAAGUGUGUAGAUCACUGUUAUGGGAUUCUUCACAAUUGUUUGUCUGAAAUUUGAUUAACUGGUUUCUCUUGUUUCAAAUCAAAUCAAAUUGUAUUAGUCACAUGCAACGAAUACAACAGGUGUAGUAGACCUUACAGUGAAAUGCUUACUUACGAGCCCCUAACCAACAAUGCAGUUUAAAUAAAAAAAAUAAAAAAAUCUGAAUAAAAAAUAAAAGUUAAGUAAAAAAAGAGCAGCAAUAAAAUAACAAUAGCAAGACUAUAUACAGGGGCGUACCAGUAGAGUCAAUGUGCGGGGGCACCGGUUAGUCGAGGUUUGUAACCCUACUACUGUGUAUGUGUAU
Messenger RNA from Salvelinus fontinalis (brook trout), 1291 nucleotides. RefSeq names its product transmembrane protein 45B-like. NCBI's taxonomy places the organism in Eukaryota, Metazoa, Chordata, Actinopteri, Salmoniformes, Salmonidae. The record is from RefSeq and is a predicted model, not a curated record. The coding region runs from base 101 to 934 and encodes 277 amino acids. The transcript is spliced from 6 exons.